Lycium ferocissimum is the source of this 1082-nucleotide messenger RNA. RefSeq names its product ethylene-responsive transcription factor ERF084-like. The record is from RefSeq and is a predicted model, not a curated record. Gene Ontology annotation, molecular function: DNA-binding transcription factor activity; DNA binding. Gene Ontology annotation, biological process: regulation of DNA-templated transcription. NCBI's taxonomy places the organism in Eukaryota, Viridiplantae, Streptophyta, Magnoliopsida, Solanales, Solanaceae. Bases 128 to 883 code for a protein of 251 amino acids. The transcript has a single exon.
UUUCCAAAUAAAAAACCAAUUUCCGUUGAGAUUAUAAAUUGUCGGAACUCCGAGUUCAUCAUCAUCACAAUCCAUGAAAAAUCUUCUUGUCUUUGUCUUCUGCACCUUCCAUCUUUAGCACAAUACAAUGUAUAAUUCCCCUACUCAAAUGCUUCAAAAAGCUGACCCUUUCUUCCACCCAAAUGAACCAAAUGAUCAUCAUCCAAUGCACCAAUUUCCUCAUAAUUUCUCUAUUGAAUCCACUAAUUAUCUUGAUCCACUUCACUCUUUUUCUGAACAUGAAAAAUCCCCUGUUCUUGAAGGAAUUGGAGCUGUAGUUGGAGAACAUGUUCUUUUCGGAAAUAACAAUAAUAACAAGAAUGAUGAUAAAAAUUCUGAGAGUACACGUGCGGUUUCGAUUAUUAAACGCACGUGUCCUGCAGAAAAGAGAAAUAAUUUAGGGGGAAAUGUUAGUGUGGAGCGGAGCUACAGGGGAGUAAGGAAGAGGCCAUGGGGUAGGUGGUCAGCCGAGAUACGCGACCGUAUAGGGCGGUGCCGCCACUGGCUAGGAACAUUCGACACGCCGGAAGAGGCGGCGCGUGCAUAUGACGCGGCUGCAAGGUGGUUGAGAGGAUCAAAGGCGCGUACCAACUUCCAAAUACCUCCAAUGGUGCCUUUGCCUUUGGUGAGUUCACAAACAUCAACAACAACAUCUUCUAAUUCAUCUGGUGAAGUGAAAAAGAAAAAGAAGAAUAGUGUUUGUGUUAAUAAAAGGAAGUGUUCAGUGGUAACAUCAGCUGCACAUCUUUUCAGUUCGGGUAGUGUUGGUCAUGUUAAUGAAUUAAAUAAAGGGGUUAGUGUUACUGUGGAGCUUGAUCUCAAGCUGGGAUUUGGGAAGAAGUAGUUUUAAUUUUGCGCAGUUGCUACAGUUGUGUCUAGAGGCUAUAACUAAUAUAGUGCUUAGUUAGUGUGUAAAUUAAACUAUGUUGUUCUAGCUAGGUUCAGCCUGUUUCAUUUUGAAGUUUUAUCCUGAUCACUGAAUGACUGUUUUGUUGUGUUUAUUUGAUGCAACAUGCAAUAUGAAAAAGAAGUUUUUGAUGCUG